CUGAAAAUAGAGUUCAGUUCUUUUUAUCAACCCCCCCAUACAGACAUUACAUCAUAACUACUUGGAACACUCUCGAGUUGGAAAUUUUACACAUAUAAGAGGAAAUCAUUAGCAACACUUGAGACUGAGCUUUGUGUGGAAGAAGAGCCCCUGGUCAGGAGUUGCAGCAGCUACUUUCAUUGCAAGUCCACUUCAGAUAUUCCUGCCUCUAAUCAAGGAAGCAAACAUGUCACGGUUCCUAAGAAAUGAGGACAAUGAGGAGAGCAUGCUAAAUAUGUCUGUUAGUCUAAGCGAAGGGGAAAGUGAUAGGAUGGCCAGAGUAACUAGGUCACUCAGUCUAAGAGAAAGUGAACCAGAGGACAAGUUUGAGGAUGCCCAUGAAAUUAUCCCUGUGGCAACAACAAUGAAUCUCUUAUCAUCCUUGGAAGAAUGUACAACUGGAUUGUAUUUGUUUCUAAAUAACAGAUUCUCCGAUGCAAUCAAUCUUAUCCACCCAUGGUCAAAUAACAGCCCAUACCAUGCCCUGAUAUACAGUAUGCUUAUGAUUGUCAAGGCCAUCCUCACUUUUGAGCCACAGGAUAUUCAGAUUGGAAUGAAUGCUGCAAAGGAAGCUUUGAAAACCUGCAACAAUUUUCGGAAAAGACCCAGGAUGAUGACUUUAUCUCGCCUAGUGAGUAGGCAGGGAAUAAAGUCUAUCAAAGAGGAGGAAUUACAUGCCGAAGUGUGUUAUGCUGAGUGUCUGAUCUUGAAGUCUGCCAUAACAUUCAUACAAGAUGACAGUUUGAUGAGUUUCCUUAAAAGUGGCAUCAAUUUUGGGUCAAGCUAUCAAAUAUACAAAGACUGCCAACAGGUCUUAGAACUUAUGCCUGAUAACCAAAGUAAAACCCACAGACACCUGGAUGGAGGGGUAAAGUUUGGACUUGGAGUAUUCAAUCUCAUGUUCUCACUUGUGCCACCAAAGUCACUUAAACUUCUCAAUAUUGUUGGCUAUUCUGGUGAUAGAGAAGUAGGCCUGGCUUUACUUCACGAGAGUGCAUCUGAGCCUCAUAUCAAUAACAUCCUAAGUGUUUUCACUCUUCUCUUUUAUUACAAUUACGUGCGUGUAGUUGUUGGUGUUGAAAAGGCUUCCACUUCUGCUACAGAGAGUCUCUUCCUAAUCUACCUAGAGAAAUUCCCCAACUGUGUUGUACUUAAAUUUUUUCGUGCACGUUUUAGCAUGCUGAAUGGAAAUUUUGAAACUGCACAGUUAAAGUUACAAGAGUGCAUUCUUACGCAGAAUGAAUGGAAGCAGGUUCAUCACCUCUGUUACUGGGAACUAAUGUGGUGUCAUAUUUUUCUGCAAAAUUGGAAGCAGGCAUACAACUAUGCCAAUUUACUGUCUCAACAUAGCAGGUGGUCUAAGGCAAUAUAUACCUAUAGCAAAGCUAUAAUAAUGGCCUUGCUUCCUCCUAAUUCUGUGAACUCAGAAAAUGAGAGCAUGAGCUCUGUCUUCUUACAUGUGGACAACCUGAGAAUUAAAUUUUUAGGCUCCUCUGUGCCAAUAGAAAAGUUUAUUGCUGAGAAAAGUCAGCGCUAUGGUACUACGACAGGCUGGUUUACAGCACAACCCCUUCUGGAAUUCAUCUAUGCUUGGAGUGGCUUCCGAGUCAUGAGCAAGAAAAUAGAGCUCAUUUCAAGCUGGCUGUCGAUAAUUGACAAAGGGAAAGACCUUUUGAAUGAAAACCCGAAUGAAGAGUAUGGCACAGAUGACAUGAGCUUGUUAAAUUUGCUGAAAGGCCUCUGCCUGAAACACUUGGGCAAACAUUUGAAGGCUGAGCACUACUUUAUUCGUGUUAUCAAGAAGGAGAAAAUGUUAAAAUAUGACCGAUAUUUGGUGCCAUAUAGUUACUAUGAACUGGGAAUGCUGCAUUAUCUGAAGGGAGAUUAUGCCAGUGCAACAAAAAACCUAGACUACAUAAAGAACUAUAAAAACUAUUCCAUGGAAGCCCGGCUACAGUUUAGGGCUCAUAUUGCCCUUGAACAAAUAGCUAAAUUAGAAAAGUGAUUUUUAACCCAGUGUGUUUCUGUUUAGUAUGAGUGG
Messenger RNA from Phodopus roborovskii (desert hamster), 2080 nucleotides. Its product is annotated as tetratricopeptide repeat protein 39B. The record is from RefSeq and is a predicted model, not a curated record. Bases 227 to 2044 code for a protein of 605 amino acids. Gene Ontology annotation, molecular function: protein binding. NCBI's taxonomy places the organism in Eukaryota, Metazoa, Chordata, Mammalia, Rodentia, Cricetidae. Gene Ontology annotation, biological process: regulation of cholesterol metabolic process; regulation of cholesterol efflux; cholesterol homeostasis. The transcript is spliced from 2 exons.